Messenger RNA from Neogale vison (American mink), 1692 nucleotides. Its product is annotated as cytochrome c oxidase assembly factor 1 homolog. The transcript is spliced from 6 exons. Gene Ontology annotation, cellular component: mitochondrial inner membrane. Bases 160 to 570 code for a protein of 136 amino acids. Gene Ontology annotation, biological process: mitochondrial respiratory chain complex I assembly; mitochondrial respiratory chain complex IV assembly. NCBI's taxonomy places the organism in Eukaryota, Metazoa, Chordata, Mammalia, Carnivora, Mustelidae. The record is from RefSeq and is a predicted model, not a curated record.
CCGCCCACUCUACCGCGCCCGGAAGGAGGGCGCUUGCGUUCCGCUGCAUGCUGCGCAGAAGCCCGGCAGGUUAGGUGCCGCGUCGCUCCAAGCGACCAGCGCACCUUUCCUUUGAUGAUCUUCAAGAAAGCUGUGCUGUGAACUGGCGAAGGAAGCAGCAUGCCGUGGGCGUUCGGCCGAAUGGUCCUGUCCUCCGGCGCGCUGGCCGCUGGCACCUGCGCGCUCAUCUAUUACCUGACGCAGAAGGCCUUCUCCAAGGCUUCCUAUUACCAGCUGGCCCUGGAGCAGCUGCACAGCCGCCCUGAGGCCCUGGAAGCCCUGGGCGCUCCUCUCAGCGUGCACCACCUCCACCUCACUGACAGGGACAACUUCGUGGACAUCGCCAGCGCCCGGCUGAAGAUUCCGGUCUCUGGCUCUAAGUCCCAGGGUCUUCUCCACGUCCACUCAUCCCGAGACGGCCCCUUUCAGAGGUGGCGCCUUCAGGAGGUCUUCUUAAAGCUUCAGGAUGGGCAGCAGAUUCCCGUGUUCAAGCUCAGUGAGAACACGGGUCAUGAAGUAGAAAACGAGUAGAGAUGAUCGAAAAGACUCGGCUCCCUCCAGACAGUCUUACCUCAUCACCGCGUGCCCUCAUGGCUGCGAGCCAGGCGUCCUGCCGCCGGGGUGCUUGUGUGUGCCGGCAAAUUGGGAUUCUGGUAGGAUUCUAAUUCGUCCACAAGUAGUGUGGAUUUUUUAAUUUAGUUAGAAACGAAAAUUGUACUCUAAAUAUGUAAGAGUCUGUUUGAAAGUUUGCGGUCUAAAAACAAAGUACAGAAUGCCAGGAAUCUGUACUAAUAAGAUGUUAAUUUCAGCUGGUUCUCAUCUCUCCUUUCUCCUCUCCCACCCCCUCCCCAUGGUUUUCAGUUCCGUCAGUGAGACCAGGACUUACUGGCACCGAGGAGGUCUUUAAUUGUUAACACUAGAAUGCCCUACCCUGAAUUCAUGUUGCUAAAUAGCUUGUGAACAUUCUCAAUCCCUUAGGCACUUUUUUUUUUUGGCUUCACUGCUGUUGUUUUUAUCUUAUUUCUCUUUUAGUCACCAACUGUCUGCCUGAUUGAAGAUUUGCAAAAUAACUGCUUUAAUCCAGACAUUUUGGAAGCUUAAACUAUUUAUGUGUACAUAGCACAUGCAAAACUAAGUUAGGAAUGGGUAGUUUAAAGCUAGCAGCAGGUCCUUGUCCUUCUGUUUCAUACACAACCCCCUAUUCGAGAAGCGCACCUUUAGGUUUUACCUGUUUUAUAAGGGAACAGUAUUAGGAAGUCAAAGAUCUUCCUUCCCUCUGAGCACCGGAGCUGAUGAAAACCAGAAAUCUGAUACCUUUGCUUUGAAAAGGCCAGUUUUACCCCCUUGAUGUUGUUAGACUUAAUGUGGUUAUAAUUGCCUACAAUAAAGGACAUUCAUGAGCUCUUUUCCUGCAUUCUUAAUAUUCCUUGAGGGAAGCCUUUCAGAAAAUAUUGAGCUUAAACACGCUGGUGGACCAUGAGGCCUUUAAUCGUUGGAAGUUAGGUCUAUUCUGGAGCUUGUUUCUUUAAAAAUACACAGUCUUUGAAUAGAUUUUAGAGUGAAAAGUGAGUCUCCCUGAGAGCACUUUUGCCCUGUGUUUAUCGAUAAACAUCACAAUCUGUACAAUCUUUCAAAGUAAAUGGUAACAUUGGA